Messenger RNA from Calidris pugnax (ruff), 11828 nucleotides. It is a transcript of the gene ERBB4, whose product is annotated as erb-b2 receptor tyrosine kinase 4. Bases 1 to 3846 code for a protein of 1281 amino acids. The record is from RefSeq and is a predicted model, not a curated record. Gene Ontology annotation, biological process: cell surface receptor protein tyrosine kinase signaling pathway; multicellular organism development; positive regulation of kinase activity. NCBI's taxonomy places the organism in Eukaryota, Metazoa, Chordata, Aves, Charadriiformes, Scolopacidae. Gene Ontology annotation, molecular function: ATP binding; transmembrane receptor protein tyrosine kinase activity; epidermal growth factor receptor binding. The transcript has 28 exons. Gene Ontology annotation, cellular component: basal plasma membrane; signaling receptor complex.
AUGCCGUACGUGCUCAGCGACCUGUGUGAAGCUGUUCAUCUGAAAUUGUGUGCCGGCACCGAGAACAAGCUGAGCUCCCUCUCUGACCUGGAGCAGCAGUAUCGGGCCCUGCGCAAGUACUAUGAGAACUGCGAGGUAGUUAUGGGCAACCUGGAAAUCACGAGCAUUGAGCACAACCGAGACCUCUCCUUCCUACGGUCUAUCCGAGAAGUCACGGGCUAUGUUUUGGUGGCUUUGAAUCAGUUUGAAUACCUGCCAUUGGAGAACCUGCGCAUUGUUCGUGGGACCAAACUCUACGAAGAGCGAUACGCUUUGGCGAUAUUUCUUAACUACAGAAAGGAUGGUAAUUUUGGACUCAGGGAACUUGGCUUGAAGAACUUGACAGAAAUACUGAAUGGAGGCGUGUACGUUGGCCAGAACAAAUUUCUUUGCUUCGCGGACACCAUUCAUUGGCAGGACAUCGUGCGUAACCCUUGGGCCUCCAACUUCACUUUGGUUCCAACGAAUGGCAGCUCAGGAUGUGGUCGAUGCCACAAGUCCUGCACAGGCCGGUGCUGGGGACCCACAGAGAAUCACUGCCAGACCUUGACGAAGACGGUGUGUGCGGAGCAGUGUGAUGGACGGUGCUACGGGCCCUACGUCAGCGACUGCUGCCACCGGGAAUGCGCUGGGGGCUGUUCUGGACCUAAAGACACCGAUUGCUUUGCCUGUAUGAAUUUCAACGAUAGUGGUGCCUGUGUCACGCAGUGCCCCCAGACUUUUGUAUACAAUCCUACCACCUUCCAGCUGGAGCAUAAUCACAAUGCCAAAUACACCUAUGGGGCUUUUUGUGUCAAAAAGUGCCCACACAACUUUGUGGUAGAUUCCAGCUCUUGUGUCCGUGCGUGUCCGAGCUCCAAGAUGGAGGUUGAAGAAAAUGGUAUUAAGAUGUGCAAGCCCUGCACUGACAUCUGUCCUAAAGCAUGUGAUGGCAUUGGAACAGGGAGUUUAGUGUCAGCUCAGACGGUGGAUUCCAGCAACAUUGACAAGUUCAUAAACUGCACCAAGAUCAAUGGCAACCUUAUCUUCCUUGUUACUGGGAUUCAUGGAGACCCGUAUCACACAAUCGCCGCAAUCAAUCCAGAGAAAUUAAAUAUCUUCCAAACAGUGAGAGAGAUAACAGGGUAUUUGAACAUACAGUCGUGGCCUGAGAAUAUGACAGAUUUCAGGGUGUUUUCUAACUUGGUUACAAUCGGUGGAAGAGCUCUCUAUAGUGGCCUUUCCUUACUCAUCCUGAAGCAACAAGGCAUUACCUCCCUGCAGUUUCAGUCCUUGAAGCAAAUCAGUGCUGGCAACAUCUACAUAACAGACAACAGCAAUUUGUGCUACUACCACACUGUUAACUGGACCAGCCUCUUCAGCACACCCAGUCAAAAGACGGUGAUUCAUCGAAAUAAAAAGGCAGAGAACUGCACUGCUGAUGGAAUGGUGUGUAAUGAGUUAUGCUCAAGUGAUGGCUGUUGGGGGCCAGGGCCAGACCAGUGUCUCUCCUGCAAGCGCUUCAUCAGGGGAAGGACCUGCAUAGACUCUUGUAACCUGUACGACGGGGAAUUUCGAGAAUUUGCAAAUGGAUCUGUCUGUGUGGAGUGUGAUCCCCAGUGUGAAAAGAUGGAAGAAAACAUGAUCACGUGCUACGGGCCGGGACCUGACCAUUGCACAAAGUGUUUCCAUUUUAAGGAUGGUCCAAAUUGUGUGGAAAAAUGUCCUGAUGGCUUACAGGGGGCCAACAGCUUCAUUUUCAAAUACGCUGAUGAGGAUCGUGAGUGCCAUCCGUGUCAUCCAAACUGCACGCAAGGGUGCAUAGGGCCACGUCUCGAGGACUGCAUCGGCCUGAUGGAUAGAACCCCUCUGAUUGCUGCGGGAGUUAUUGGUGGCCUCUUCAUCAUCGUCAUCGUGGGCCUGACUUUUGCUGUGUAUGUUCGGCGCAAAAGCAUUAAGAAGAAGAGAGCGUUGCGAAGGUUCCUGGAAACUGAGCUUGUGGAACCCUUGACUCCAAGUGGCACAGCACCCAACCAAGCACAGCUUCGUAUCCUGAAGGAAACUGAGCUGAAAAGAGUCAAGGUUCUUGGCUCUGGAGCCUUUGGAACUGUAUACAAGGGCAUUUGGGUCCCUGAGGGAGAAACUGUGAAGAUCCCUGUGGCCAUUAAGAUCCUUAAUGAGACCACUGGUCCGAAAGCCAAUGUGGAGUUCAUGGAUGAAGCUCUUAUCAUGGCCAGCAUGGACCACCCGCACCUGGUGAGACUCCUGGGUGUCUGCUUGAGCCCAACCAUUCAACUGGUCACUCAGCUGAUGCCUCACGGCUGCCUGCUGGAUUAUGUUCAUGAACAUAAGGAUAAUAUUGGCUCCCAGCUUCUGCUAAACUGGUGUGUCCAAAUAGCUAAGGGAAUGAUGUACCUAGAAGAGAGAAGACUCGUCCACCGGGAUUUGGCAGCCCGUAAUGUGCUGGUGAAAUCACCAAACCAUGUGAAGAUCACUGACUUUGGAUUGGCCAGACUUUUGGAAGGGGAUGAGAAGGAAUAUAAUGCUGAUGGAGGGAAGAUGCCAAUUAAGUGGAUGGCUCUGGAGUGUAUACACUACAGGAAAUUUACCCAUCAGAGUGACGUUUGGAGCUAUGGAGUCACAAUAUGGGAACUUAUGACCUUUGGUGGGAAGCCGUACGAUGGAAUCCCAACUCGAGAGAUCCCCGACCUCUUGGAGAAAGGAGAGCGGUUGCCCCAGCCUCCCAUCUGCACUAUUGAUGUUUAUAUGGUGAUGGUGAAGUGCUGGAUGAUUGAUGCUGACAGUCGGCCUAAAUUCAAGGAGCUAGCUGCUGAAUUCUCUAGAAUGGCUCGAGACCCUCAGAGAUACCUGGUAAUUCAAGGAGAUGAUCGUAUGAAGCUCCCAAGUCCAAACGACAGCAAGUUCUUCCAAAACCUUCUUGAUGAGGAAGACCUGGAAGAUAUGAUGGAUGCUGAAGAGUAUCUUGUUCCUCAAGCCUUCAACAUCCCUCCUCCCAUCUACACCUCCAGGACAAGAAUUGAUUCCAACAGGGUCAUGAUGUCGAAAUUUCCUUGCACGCCCUUGCUGACAAGCAAAAUGAACCAGUUUGUGUACAGAGAUGGUGGCUACGCUGCAGAAGUGCCCAUGCCCUACAGAGCUCCUGGCUGCAUAAUACCAGAGGCCCCAGUCGCUCAAGGGGCUACAGCAGAGAUCUUUGAAGACACUUGCUGUAACGGCACACUACGAAAACAAGUGGCAACCCUGGCAAAAGAGGACAGCAGCACCCAGAGGUACAGCGCUGACCCCACCGUCUUCAUACCUGAGCGGGUUGUCCGGGGAGAGCUGGAUGAGGACGGGUACAUGACACCAAUGCGAGACAAACCGAAAACAGAUUACCUAAACCCAGUGGAAGAGAACCCAUUUGUCUCCCGACGAAAGAAUGGAGAUCUCCAAGCUGUGGACAACCCAGAGUAUCACAAUGCUCCAAACGGGCAGCCCAAAGCCGAGGAUGAGUACGUGAACGAGCCAUUGUACCUCAACACUUUUGCAAACACCUUGGAAAAUGCCGAGUACCUGAAGAACAACUUGCCAGAGAAAGCCAAGAAGGCCUUUGACAACCCAGACUACUGGAAUCACAGCCUGCCCCCACGAAGCACCCUCCAGCACCCGGACUACCUGCAAGAGUACAGCACAAAAUACUUUUACAAACAGAAUGGACGGAUCCGGCCCAUUGUGGCAGAGAAUCCUGAAUACCUCUCCGAGUUCUCCCUGAAGCCUGGCACUGUGCUGCCCCCGCCGCCCUACAGACACCGAAACACAGUGGUGUAGUGACCGCGGUCUUACAAAGUGGAAAGGCAACCCCUUCUAGCUGCCUCACUCCUCGCGCUCUCCUCCUCUCUCUCCCUCCCUCCCUCCCUCCCUUUUCAUUCUCCCAUGAGCUUCCUCUUCUUGCCAGUUCACUCAUUUUUGCUGUUUCCAAGUGAAAGGAUGUCUUGGAGUCGCUUGCAGUCCUUGCAGGUUGGCAGAACCUGGAAGGAAGGAAGGAAGGAGACGGAAAGAAGGCGUGUACAACCUGGCGUUCCUCACUUUCCGCAGAUGUAGGGGGUCGGACAGUCAGAGAAGCCAGUGAGUACCAGUAAAGGCCAGUGGCAGUGUUGCCUGCUGUCGAGCUAGUUCGCAGCGAUUCAACUCAGACACUUGUAGGGAAAGCCACAGAGAGGCUGUUUCUUGCAGCAGGAGCUGAGGAGAGUCUGUACAGCAUUCCUGGAAAUCUCAAUGCAGUUUCCAUUAGGGGGAAAAAUGGACAAUUUUUAUAUCAUGUGUGAUAGCAUAGUAAUUGAGAUUGAGAAUCCAAUUUCUUUCUCUAACACUUUCUAUCCCAGCAACUGAAAAUGGCUAACCUGGCUUUUCAUAAUCGUUCAGAUCUUCAUCGUGGCUUUCCAAGAAAUGAUGAUGUGACUUUAAUAUACGGCUAAACCCUUUUUCUGAGCCACACCAUGAUUUUUGUGCCAAUUCCUUACCACAGAGACUCCAGCUCAGAACUGGUACAUGACAUGACCAUUUUUGUAUACAUGCCAACAUGACAAACACUUCAAUCACAAAAACCCUUUCAGAAGAGAGUAACAAAACCACACCUCCAACAUCUUGUUUUUGAAGCCAAAAGACAGGCCAAGAAACCAAGAUUUGUAGGUAAAAAGCUUUGCUUUCCUGUUUUAUACCUGCUGACUAAAGAUAUAAAAAGACCCAAACAAAUUCUUCCCUCUUUUUCUUCUUCAUGAUCAUGAAGGGAGUUGAGGAUGCUGUCAGGCAACACUGAGGACGAGAUGGAGAACCGGAGAGUUUGGUGUGGGUCACGAAGUCUCCUGGUGCUCUGUGGGGUGGUGGUGGGAAGGGUCCUUUUAAACUGGAAGACAGACACUGGACUGGAGAAAACGCACAUAGCGGUUCACUGGAAAGUUAGUUUGCACUUAAGCUCAAAUUUUAUUUGAACUGUUUUCUGGAUUUUGAAUGAAGCAAUAUGGAAGUGACCAGCAAAAUACAAAUAAUAAUUUUAAAUUAAAAAAAAAAAAAAAAAAAAUUAUAUGUAAAGGAUGACUGUGGAAAUGCCAAAAUGAAGCAAAUCAAGUCUUUGGAACAAUGUCUACCAGUUCUGACAGGCCAUUGCAUUGACUGCUUCAGAGAAUACAGUGACAGAGCAACCAGCUCUUACUGCUGCCACGUGAAGGACAGCAGAGCAAGCCCUGAAUGGGAUCGGAGGAGACAAGUGUCUUGCUCUGGCUUGAAGCACAGGAUGGAAUACUUUUUUCUAAAAGGAGGAUUACUCUGGCACAGAAGCCGGUGCCUGUGAGGUUUGAGAAGUCACAAUGUGCAUGACUCGCAGAGCUUUCAGUCAAAAUUGUAAAUAAACCAGUCUCCUUGCACUUAGUUCUGCUUUCAUCAACCUCGAUUUUUAGGUAGACACCCCACUGCCCACCCCCUGGCCUGCUCCUCUUUGGAAAUACCUUUCAGCCAGAGUUCUGGACGUUUUUAGCAACCUGAGGCAGAUGUGUAAGACCCAUAUGUAUAAGAGCAUUUGUAUACCUAGUUCUCACCGAAAAUCUUAAGGAACUAUUAAGUACCUUUGAAGAUCUGCCUAUGUCUCUAUCCAUCAAGGCUUUUAUAAAGGGGAAGAAACAAUACCCAAUGGAUGGCAAUCUUAGGUGAUACAACAGUAUUUCAGUUUAUGCGCUUCAGUCCUGUUAAAGUCGAGAUCUUUGGGGUGACCUAACCUGGCAAUGAAAUCAGCAACACCCAGCAUUCUGGAAAUGGCAUCGAGCUCCUCCAGAAUCCUGCCAUCUGAACAGCUUGCCACCUUUAAGCAGAGGAAGGAGUAAGAAACGAGCAGUAGUUAACCCAGAUCUUGAUGGCUGAGGGUGAGCUUGACAAAGGUAUGAAGGGAUUUCAAAUCUGGGUUGGUUGCAGGUGGGAAACAAAUUGUGGGUGAUCACUAGGUCAGAGUUGGUUCAGCUGACAGCCUGCUUCUGCAUCAGGUGUGUUCAGGGCAGCUUGAACCAGCCGCGGGGCAGAUAUUAAACCCGUAAGCUGAGUAUGUAGCUGAAGAGUCUGAAAACAGCAAGAUCAAGUACAUAUCUUUGAAGCUGUUAAAAAGAGAUGUCGGGUCAAGUGGUACCAAGGUGAUCCGUGCUGGCUGCAUAAAGUGACCAGCAGACCACUAAAGUGGGAUAGAUGGUUACAAAAAGUCAUGCAUCUGAGAGGCCUUGUGUCUUCCUGGUGUCCUCCCGUAACUCAUCAUCUCGGCAGGAGACAGAAGUGGGCAUUGGGCAGGGGCAAGGGACAUAGUGGGGUGGGCUGAGAUCCUGGAGACCCCAUUCUGGGGAAGGUUUGCUGGUGGUGGUGCUCACAGGGUGUCAUUUGAAGCACAGAUAAAGGUCUGCCAGGUCGGGAUGCAAUUGCCAAGCUGCCUGGGGACAAAGACCAGCAGAGGAUUGUGGAUGUCCUGAUCCAGUGCAGGCACAGCCCAGGUCACGUAGGUAGGUGGUGAAAAAAAAAGGUUGAUUUGUCCCUGAAUGGAAUUUUGUAACAGAGUAACUCCUAAUGGAGAAAAAAAAUAAAAUCCUGGUACAGAGAGGUGGGCUCAAGGGCUGCUGGGGCAGAAACAGGCACCCCUCCAGCCCCGGGGGGGGACACUGGGAUGUAGCUGCUAAUGGAAGGUGAGGCCUGUUUCUGUCUCUGGUAAUGAAGUAGUACCAGUGUGGGAAGUAAGCCUGUCAAGUAAUCAAAAUGUAAAUAAUUGUGGUUUUUAACAAUUUAACAUUUGAUUUAUUACAAAACUUGAAUUAUUUAUUGAUUUUGUUGACUGUGGGUGUGAUACAAUAUGUUAAGUAGCGUAGAAAUGCAGAGGUUCCUUGAAGUGGGGCAGAAGGGAAGGUCCCUCACGCUGGGGCUGCCACACGUGGGCAGGUGGGGGCCGUGCUUGUCAUGUCUUGGAUAGCAGAGGGAUGGCAAACCAAGGGUUAACGAACACAGUAAUUCGUGAUGAUGGAAAACUCAACAGACUACAGCCUCACAAAUAGGGUUUGGGUUUUUGGGGGGUUUUUUGGGGGUUGUUUUGUUGUUGUUUUUUUUUCCCCUGAGCUUCUGGUUUGAGUUGCAGUCGCCCCAGAAGUGGUCUUUCCAAGAGCAGAUGUGUUUGGUUGCUUUAAUCUGCUCAGCCAGCCCGAACCCGCGAGGUUGCCUCGGUGGGUAGAGCUGCUGGCCUGGGGACAGGAAGGCGGGCACACGUGCGUGGCAAAAUCACAGCAAAUGUUCAACUUGAUUCCGUUGUGGAAAUGUACGAGGGUCAGGCUUUUAAAUGAAUAAUCACAGGUUUGGGGAAAAAGCAGGUAUUUCCACACAAACUGCAUUUUGUCAGCACAAAGCAGCAGGUGAGAGCAUCAGCAGAGGUAUUUUGGCUGGGUGUAGUUCAUUCUCUAGUUGCACACUGGUGUCUGUAGGCAGCGCUGGCAGGUUUUAUGGAUUUUUAUAAUGUGGUCUCCUGUUUGUAAAUGUUUUGCUUUCCCUUAUCACAGCCUGUGCCACUUGUCAAGAGCAGGUACCCGAGCGCGUGUCAGCCACUGUCCAAGGCACAAAGCAACGCGCUAAAUGACAGAGAACAACAGCUUAUUUUUCCCUAAUCUCUUUCGGUGAGACUUGGUUUAGAUGUUAUUACCCACCUGAAGGUUAUUUCAAACAGAUGUGGAUGCUGGGUCUGAUUGACUUCCUGUAACAUAAUUGACCGAAACCAACUACUUUUUAAGUUUCAGCUCUUUUCAGAUCAUUCUUUUUCUGCAAAAUAGCCGGGAGGGGUUCUUACACGGCCGUUUGCUGAGAUGUAGCAGAGUAUUUACACCUUGCUUUCCAACAGGUCAUCCAACAGGUAGCAGCAGUGGGAAUAAAUCCCAGCACGUGUCACCAGGAGGCUCAGCCCAGAAACCCUUCCCGUUGUACAGGGAAGGCUGCCUGAACCCUAGUUUGUACCACUUUUUAAUCGGUAGAAAAUGCAUUUCUUGGCUGCAGGAAUUGUAUGCAAUGAUCUGCCUUCAUUUAUUUCUGGGAGUUGGAAUUUUUAAGGUCUCUUAUAACCCUCUUUUAUGAUUAAUGGGAAAAUACUUUCCCUUCCCAUCCCGCCGGCUGUGUUUGAAGGGCAGCUGGGGCAGGGCACUGUCCACGUGCCACCCCUCCGAUACCUGUUUGCACUAAAGAUUUGAGAGGGAGCUACAGGGGUACCUUUGCCCCCACCCUCAGCCACUGCUAAUCCCAGCCCAGAAGCAGGCAAUAAGGUACCUCGGAAAGACCAGCUUGGCCCUGACUCCCUGUGGAUCAGUUCUUUCCACAGCUCGAGAGCGAGCGGGACAGCACAGGUGAAAAGCACUAGAUGAGGUGAGUCAACCUAGAAAUAUUACUUGGGGUUGGGUGAAGGGAGGGGUGGGGCAUUGAGGAUAGCCCUGUAUGGCACAUUCAUAUAUUAAAGAAAAAAAAUUUGUCGUCUUUUUUUUUCUGGUGGGGUGUCUGUGUGGGUGUCCUGCAUCAUGGUGGCAACUGAAGGAAUGAAGGGAUUAUUUGGGCUCCUUUAUACCACCCAGGAGAUGAGGAGGCUUCGGCCCGACUCAGAAUUGGGCUGUUGGUCAUGUAAUCCCACGGGGUAACUGAAGGCAUCUCAGGGGGAGCCCUGUGCACCCUGUGCCUGCCGACCCUUUCAGGGGGGGCACUGACAGGAAGGGGACUGACAGCGGGGGCAUCGCAUCGCUCACUUGUUGGGAUGGAGUUUUACCCUCACUUUGCACCACUUUUCCCAGUCACAUUUUGGAACUAUUGAGCUCAGGUAGGUGUUCACCUGCUCUGAAGGUGGUUUAGCUUCAGGGUGGCUGGUGGGACAGAGGCUUUAUCAUGAACCAGAGCCCACCCUCAGGUUAUUAGUCACCUCUGGCUCUUAAAGAGCACCUCAAAGGAAGCAGGAUGGCCUCGAGUUCCCUUCAGCAACCACUUUUUAAAAGGUGGUGGUACAUGAAGACUAUUCAUUUCUAGCUCUGUCACUUGCGAUAUUCUCCUUCCCGUGGAUCUUAGACCUCUGCUGCUGACACAUCAGCUCGUCUGUUGUUAUAGAAAAACCUUGGAUUUGGGUUCAGAUUUUUUUAGACAGCCAGGGCUGUGUGGGGUGGGGUUGGUUGGCUGUAAUACUCAUGCUCCAUCCCGUGCAAGGAGCCACGGGGCAGCCUCUGUGCAGCGUCGCUGUGUUUGCAGGAUUCCCUCUCUCGCCGAGUGUUACGCAGGUACAAAAGGUCAGUUACAAAUGGGGCUUUCAAAUUGGGAAUAAAUAACAGAAAUACAGGUUCCAUGGUUGUAAACACAACCCUAAAAUGUCCAAAAAUCACUUGUCGUCUCCGUCUUUGUUUUAACUUUAUUUUAGCACAGGGUUGUGUUCCUGUACCGUUGUGUGGAUGAGUACGUUGUAACGCUGGUAGGCUUGUUGCUCUUGGGGAAGUUUUGGGGGGGUGAGGCUGUUGUCGGUGGUGCCGCACUGGUGGCUGCGCUCUGUUGUAGGUGUUGGAUGUUGCAGAGCACCUUUUGGGGGGACACUUGUGGGCGUUGAGGUCUGACUGGUGGGGGUGGGACUUGCUGGAACUGCAGGCAGGUGCAUCUCUUGACCAGCCUGAAGAGGUGCUUCCACCCAGGGCAUCCUCCAGCUGGGGGUCUGUGCCCACAGACCAGGAGAAGGUGUGAAGGGGAAACCCAGGGAUCUUCUCCCAAUUAGGAAACACUAAGAGUCAGAACUGUUUAUUUUUUCGUGGUUUUAUUACUUAAUUUUGAGAGAGAGCUGUGUGGACCUUGGCAGAGAGGGGCUUGAAGGGGGCUUACAGAUGCCUACCAUCUGUAAGGUGUUAGGCAGCGUUGAGUAAUUAUAUCCCAGUCCUUCUCCCCACCCCACCCCCCAAUAAAAAAAGCCAUGAAAUCGUGCCCCACAGGUGUCGUGGAUGAAACCACCAGGGCCAGGGUGCAUCCCGCACAGCCCCCUCCCGCUGAGGGCUGUGUCGUGGCCAGGGGGGCACACGUACACCCAGCCCUUUGCCAGCCCUUGGGUCCCAACCUCUGAGGCCUCGUAGGGAGAAAACACUGUAUUGUCCAUAGCACUCCGAAGACUAAACCCUUUUGGGAUAACCACAGUAAUAAACUGUGAAUGGUAUUUUAUAAGUAAGUGUAGAUACGUAUGCCGUUCUUUUGAGGUAAGGUACUAUGACAUAUGUAGCAUAAACUGGUACUGCUGUUAAAUGGGUCGAUUAUUAACUGAGCAGCUGUGUAAGGGGCAGCUAACUUUGAAUGCACUAACCCACUGGUCCUUUGGAGAGGGGCACUGAAGGUAGUUGCUGGGUACUUGUCUUUUUAUGGUGGGGUAUGUUAAGAGGAAAAUGCAGAUCAGUCAAAACACAUUUUUUUUUUAAAUAGCAUUUUAAUGUUGGAAAUUGGUACGUACUCGAUACAUUUUUCACUAUGGUUUUAAUCCUUUUUUAUUUGGCCAGUUUUUGCAAUUACCCCAACACUGUAAGCUGGAAUUCCUGAAGAGGGAGCAGCCCUUGUGUAGGGUGGGGAAAAUGCAGUCUCUUUCUGAAAACAGAGAUAUCCAAAAUGCAUUUCCUGACCGGGCAGUCUUGAGCUAUUGACUUCUUUUCUUGAUGAAAUGACAUCACUGUCCCCUCAAAAAUCAAAGGCCAAGCCCCACCUGGGAGGUGAUGUAGGAGCAGCACCGAGCUCUUGGAUGACACUGAGCUGGUGGCCUUGGGUGGGUGGCUGCCUCCAUGGGCCAUGCCAUGGCCCAGGGGAACCAGCCCGACCCCCUGCCGGGGGUGGGUGAGAGGCAGAGAUGGGAGGGUCUGGGUUUAUGCCAGUUCUCCCUGUUCUUCAAGUGCAGAGAGACAAACCAACAACACUUCUGCCUUAGGAAGUACCUUCAGAAGAAGAGAAGCAUCAGGGUGUUGGGGAAGAGACUCAUUUCUUGCAAAGUGAUGCAUUCAGAGUUAGCUGCCUUUCUGAAACAAACAAACAAAAAAAAAAAUACAAAAACUACUGUAUGUUACUUUGAAAAUGUGAAUAGUAUUUUUAUAGCUUGUUAAAGACACAGCUAGUUGCAUUUGUAAAUAAGGAUAAUGUUGCUUUUAUUUUCCUCGUGGACACCAUUAUUUGGAACAUAAUUGUCCUUAGGGUUGAUUUGUAUAUAGGUAAUUUGCUUGUGAUUUAAGCCGCUCCUCCCCUUUUCUUUCUCUCCCUUCCCACCCUCCGGUUUUGGUUAGAAGUCCCAUUUUUGGCAUUCUGUGUGAUUCUGUGUUCUAGCACUAUCGUGGUGUGUUCAGACUUUCUGCACUUGCUUACACAGUAGGGUAUGCGAUUGCGUGUGGCGUAACGUUCCUUUAACCUUGAGUUUCUCAUAUUUUAGCUACCGAGGAUUAUGCACUGUUAAGAUACUGACCUGGGUUAAUAUUAGCUACAUAUUUGAGCAUAAUUUCCCUUCUUUUCACGGUUUCUCGGUUCUGUUUUCUCUUCCUCCCUCCCCGCGUGUCUGGUUCGGAGCCGGGGAGGACCCUGUGGCUCCUCUCUCUCUGUGGUUCCCUUUCCCGCCCCCGGCGGCCCCGGGGCGGCGCUUUCUCUGUCUGUCGAGGCGACACCCGGCCCCUCCCCGCGCCCGCUCCGCCCCUGGAAACGGUCUGCCUUUUGUUACAUGAAUCUGUCAGAAAUAUAUUUUUAAUUUAAUAUAAAUGAAAUUCAAUAAAAUAUGAAACAAA